This is a messenger RNA of Cyprinus carpio (common carp), 8377 nucleotides long. It is a transcript of the gene sox6, whose product is annotated as transcription factor SOX-6. Gene Ontology annotation, cellular component: nucleus. Gene Ontology annotation, biological process: central nervous system development; cell fate commitment; regulation of transcription by RNA polymerase II. The record is from RefSeq and is a predicted model, not a curated record. Gene Ontology annotation, molecular function: DNA-binding transcription factor activity, RNA polymerase II-specific; RNA polymerase II cis-regulatory region sequence-specific DNA binding. NCBI's taxonomy places the organism in Eukaryota, Metazoa, Chordata, Actinopteri, Cypriniformes, Cyprinidae.
UGGAAAAGAAAGGAAUUAGGGGGACAGUGGCUGGAGAAAGCAGGGCACUGUGCGCCGGCAUUCCAGAUGUCCAAACGGCAGUUGUACCAGCCCAAGUUUUUCUGGGCACCGGUUGCCAAUGAUGACCUCAUGAGCUCCAGGCUCAAGACUGUAGGCAUACAGUUCUUGCUGACACUGGCUUGAAUAGCCCUCAGCCUUUCAUGCGUCCAUUCAUUCUCUCCAGUCCUCUGGCGGCAAAAUUACUCCCUCAUAAUUAGCCAUUGUCCCCGUUUUUGGCUAGUCUGAAAAAAGUUUUUUUGGCUAGUCACUUUUGUGACCCCCCCACCCCCCACCCCCCAACCCCCAUUUUAACCUUUUUUUGCCUGUCUGUCACCCUCCAUCUUGUCUAAUAUGUUUAUUGUGAAGUCGAGCAAUAUACAGCCCCCUUCCUCUGUCUAUCUUUAGCAUUCUCACUUCAUUCUGUCUCUCUGUCUUCUGUCCUCGUCACAGUGGACUGUGGGAGAUUUUACACUCGAUUUGUUGACUCCUUUGCUAUAAAGUCGGCCGCUCUGAAGAAAAGUAUCUUUAUAAAUGACAGAGAGGACCUGUCCCUGAAUGGUGCUUUGUUUACUGUUUUUCCAAAAAGGGGCCCCCACUAUAUUUCAUCUGUCAGAGUUGCUUUUCUUCCCCCCAACAAUGCUUGAUUGUUUCCACACAAAAAAACGAGAGGGACAGAGAGAGUAAGGGAGAGAGGAAAAGAGAGAGAGUGAGAGAGAAAGAAACAGAAAGUACAAAAAAAAAAAAGAAUCCAGGUUCCACAGACAGGAGAAUUCUGUAUUAUAUUUUCCUGCCAAAUUCCGAUCUCUGUUUUCCUUCCCCUGCGCUCACAAAGGGCUCAUAACUUACUGUCAACUGUGAGGGAAACCACAAAGCUCCACUGUUGCUCUGCAAAUAGGCUGUGUUGCUUGAUGGCUUCACUGGCUGUAAAGUUUGCUUAACUGCAGCACUGACACCAGGCACUUUGGGAACUGCCGCCCCGUAAGGCCCCGAGCGAGGGACGGAGAGAGACGGCGAGCUGCUUUCCUUGUGUCUCAGAAUUGUCUCCGGCCGCACGAGGACUGAAAGAGACACGCGUGCGAGGGAGACACUCUGUGUGUGUUUGUGUGUGAGCGGAGGAGCUUAACAGCUGCUCUGCCGGUGGCUCUGUUUGUGUGUGUGAGUGUACUUCGUUCAGCGUGGCGUCGGAUGUGUUCUGACAAGACGUGCCGUGGCUGGGACGAACGGCCUGUCUGUGCUCGAGUGUUUUUGUGUGUGUUUGUGUGUAUCAGAAUUUGAGGAAGUGUUAUGCCAUCCGGCUCUGAAGUGGUGUGUGAAGAACAGAGAAGGACAGGAGCGGCCAAACAGGCUGAGGGGGACAGUAUCAGAAUCAUGUCUUCCAAGCAAGCCACCUCUCCGUUCGCCUCGACCCCUGACGGAGGCGAGGAUGGAGUGAAUCAGGAACGCAUGUCCUGGGAGAAAGAGGAGAACUCGGAGUCACUAGUUGCCCCUCAGCUGCCCCUGCACAAUCUGCUCCUUAACAAACCUCCCCUGGAGGAGCUUCAGCCAAUCAGCAGCAGCGUGCCGCCCGAAUCCGACUGGGACAGCCUGAUGUCAGCCCAGCAGCGCAUGGAAUCGGACAGCAAUAAAGUAUGUUCCUUAUACUCCUUCCGGAAUAACUCUACCUCUCCACACAAGCCAGAGGAGGGGGCCAGGGAGCGCGGCGACCUGCUGAGCAGUUCAGCCUUCGGAACACCAGAGCGCCGCAAAGGAAGCCUGGCCGAUGUGGUGGACACACUGAAACAGAAGAAACUAGAGGAGAUGACAAAGACAGAGCAAGACGAAUCCUCCUGCAUGGAGAAACUCCUUUCUAAAGACUGGAAAGAGAAGAUGGAGCGACUCAACACAGGAGAGCUGUUAGGAGAAAUUAAAGGUACUCCGGAAAGUCUCGCGGAGAAGGAGCGACAGCUCUCCACCAUGAUCACACAGCUCAUCAGCCUGCGAGAGCAACUCCUGGCCGCCCAUGAUGAGCAGAAGAAACUGGCCGCCUCACAGAUGGAGAAACAACGUCAGCAAAUGGAGCUGGCACGCCAACAGCAAGAGCAGAUUGCCAGACAACAGCAGCAACUUCUGCAGCAACAGCACAAAAUCAAUCUCCUCCAGCAGCAGAUCCAGCAGGUCCAGGGUCACAUGCCUCCGCUCAUGAUCCCCAUUUUUCCACACGACCAGCGCACUCUGGCAGCAGCCGCGGCAGCCCAGCAGGGCUUCCUCUUCCCCCCAGGCAUGUCCUAUAAGCCAGGUGAUAACUACCCGGUGCAGUUCAUUCCAUCCACAAUGGCAGCUGCUGCCGCGUCAGGACUCAACCCUCUCCAGCUCCAGCAACUCUACGCCGCCCAGCUGGCCAGCAUGCAGGUCUCUCCAGGAGCCAAGAUGCCUCCGUUACCCCAGCCCCCCAAUUCUACUGGGCCGAUCUCCCCGUCUGGCUUGAAGAAUGAAAAGAGGGCCUCAACCCCCCUGGCUCAAGUCAAGGAGGAGGGAACGCAGCCUCUCAACCUCUCCGCCCGGCCCAAGACAGCUGAGCCCGUCAGAUCCCCCACAUCCCCGACACAGAGCCUCUUCCCAGGCAACAAGAGCAGCCCGAACAGCCUGUCCAAGAGCAGAGGCAUCCCCAGCCCCAUCGGAGGAAUGGGCCGUGGCUCGUCUCUGGACAUUCUGUCUAGCCUGAACUCAACAGCGCUGUUUGGAGAUCAGGAUGCAGUGAUGAAGGCCAUCCAGGAAGCGAGGAAGAUGAGGGAGCAGAUUCAGAGAGAGCAGCUUCAGCACCAUCAGCAGGGAAUGGAGGCCAAGCUGUCCGCCCUCACCAGCAUGGGCCUGAACAACUGCAGGGCUGAUAAGGAGAGGUCUCAUUAUGAGAACCUGGGCCAUCACCUGGGCAAACUAGGCGAGGAUGGGAAGAUUGGUCACAGAGUCAUCGACCUCACCAGGCCAGAGGAUUUUGAGGGGUGUAAGGAACUGAAUGGCUCUGCAGAUAAACCACAUCAGUAUUAUUGUUGGCCAACAGGAGGCGCCAGCACUGCCGAGGCACGGGUCUACAGGGAACCCCGGGGAAGGAACAGCAACGAACCUCACAUCAAACGGCCCAUGAACGCCUUCAUGGUCUGGGCCAAAGAUGAGCGCCGCAAAAUCCUUCAGGCCUUCCCAGACAUGCACAACUCCAACAUCAGCAAAAUCUUGGGGUCUCGCUGGAAGUCCAUGACGAACCAGGAGAAACAACCGUAUUAUGAGGAGCAGGCACGGCUCAGCAAGAUCCACCUGGAGAAGUAUCCCAACUACAAGUACAAGCCCCGGCCCAAGCGCACCUGCAUCAUCGACGGCAAGAAGCUGCGCAUAGGCGAGUACAAGCAGAUGAUGAGGUCAAGGAGGCAGGAGAUGAGGCAGUUCUUCACUGUGGGGCAGCAGCCACAGACGCAGAUCCCCAUCACCACCAGCGCAGGUGUCGUAUACCCCGGUGCCAUAACAAUGGCGACCACUACGCCCUCCCCUCACAUGACGUCAGACUGCUCCAGUGCCUCAGCCAGCCCCGAGCCCACCAUCCCCGUCAUCCAGAGCACCUUCAACAUGAAGAUGGAACCGGGCACCAUGGUGUCUAACGACCCCGUGAACGGAGAGGACGAGAUGGACAUGUACGAGGACUUUGAGGACGAGCCCAAAUCGGACUACAGCAGUGAGAAUGAAACACAGGAGCCGGUCAGUGCCAACUGAGACGAAAACAGCCAGCGAAGAAUAUCCUUUUAUUAGAGGGAAGACUGAAGAAGAUGAAAAAGAGAACAAAAAAAAAAGAAAACAAAAAACUUGUUUCUGAUGAAAUACGUUUUGGGAGCCAGCAUGCAGAUGUGGCUCCUGCAGAUUUAACAGCUAUUGGUCUUAAGUGUUUCUCCGAGUGUGAAACAAUUUGAUUGUGUUUUAUUUAGGCUUUUUUUUUUUUUUUUAAUUGUUAUUUUAUUGAAACAUUUUUUUUCUUGUGUUUUGAUCAUGGACAAUUUAGGGUAUUUCCUACGACAUUUUGGAAUAAUAGGACUUGACGAUUGAAACAUUUCAUAUGAAUGCAUAACUCACAGUCUUACUUAAAUUCAUAUGGAUUUACACAUGUAUUGUUUUUUCUUUUGAAGCGUACAUUACUGUUUUCGAUGGGGUUCUAUAUCUCACUCAGGUAUGCUGUACCAGCCAACAGCUUGUGAAUGUUUUUAAUCAGAACUAUUUAAAAGGAAAAAGACGACACUUCAUUUGAUAUUUCAUAAUACGACAAAACUGAAGAAGUCCUUACAUUUGAACCAUUGAGGGAAAAUCUAAAACUCCCCAUUAUUAUUGUUGUUCUUGUUAUUAUUAUUAUUACUACUACUACUACAAGUCCAGAUGUGCCAAACAUAUCAUAAGCUUCCUGCUCUUAAAUCUUAAAUUUAAAAGUCUUAAAGAAGAGACUGCAUGAGUCUUAGACAAUCCCUGCAAUCUUAUCUACAAAGCCCACUUUUAUUUCCUCUUCUCCCACUUUUAUUUCUCCUCUCCAUUGACAACCACGUCCAAAUGCUAAGGAACUAAGAAUGUCAUAGUUCUCCAGGAGGUUCAAUGCAGUGAUCGCCCUGACCACCGUCCUCGUCUAGUUCAGUCUUACCCGCUCGGUUCUUAAUCACAGUGAUUGUAAUCAGGCCAGAAUGCCAAGGGGCCAAAUGGCAUCCAAUCUGCAGAAUUGGACAGGCAGCAAAAGGCAGCUUUGGUGUAUUACAAUCACAAAUUGCUGUUGUACAGUAUGUACAGGCACAUUCUGCUAAAGUCUUUAGCCCUGUUUUCCAGGGCAGCAAGUUUAAAGUCUUUUAUUUAUGCUUAAGUCUUGUAGACAUUAUAAUCUUAACUGAUGGAAAUAGUCUUAAAGCAGAGCAUACGGCCUUUGGGCCUCUGCAGUGUGUUCAUCGUUAAGUCUUAAGAAAACGUCCAGUUUAUCAGGAUGUUUUGGCCAGUUAUGCAGAGAGUUAAGGAGAAAUUUAACUAAACGAAUAAUGGCACUUAUUUACCAAAUUUUCAAAGGAUACUUGGAUUUGAGAUAUUUUGUAUUUACGUUGCAAUACAUGUUCUGAAACAAAUACAUUUGAAAAAGCACAGAGACAAAUCUGCCAUUUUUUUUUUUUUUUUUGGCAAUUGAAAUCAGUUUUUUGAGCACUUGAAAAAAAAAGAAAAAAAAAAAGACAAUUCAAAUAGGCAGUCCUGCGCCUCUGCUAAAUUAUCCACUCGUUCCGGCAGCAGAAUGGAUCUCAGAUUGUUUCCAUGUGGAAGGACAGCCAAGAAGCAGCCAGCGGGCAGGGCCUCUUGUUUUAGGCUUUGGCCCUACCGAAGGCUCCUACAGGGUGUGAGUGCCAUUCACCUCCACUCGCCUGACCUCUGUCCGGCGCACACCCUGCCUCAAGGGGCUGCCAUCUGGCUCCCGGCAUCGGCCCGUGCCCAGGAGAAAGGUAGCGAACAAUGGAGACGAGGCCCAUGUGGUUUAUUGUGCCCUCUUUCCAUCAAAGCGCUCGCGAUAGGCCGCGGCCAGAAGCAGCCACGAGGUGCUAGCGAGCAGAUGGAACAAGUAGAUCAAGCUGUGGGGGAUUAUUAAAAUGACUGACGAGUCGGUAUCAUCUGAAAUACGGCAUUAUUAAUGCAUGAGUCCUGCUAUUUUGCCUUUGCCCUUGAACCUGUCUUUUUCAUCAGUAACCCAGAGAUUAGAAUAGACAGGAAAUGUCACAGCGAGGCUGCUGGUCACUGCAUUACCUCCAAAGGUCUAAAAGGUACCGAUGGCUAUUUAGCGCUUACUUCUCCCAGCAGUUGAAGCAUUGACUUUUCUCCUCAGCGCCCCUCUUUGAAAAGCAUUUACUUAAUUCGUAGAAGUUUUGAGCACUUCUUUAGAAGCUUGUAUUCGUAACUUUUAUUUUGUUGGUUUUGUUUAAGUUUGUCGUGAUUUUUACAUAGGGUACAGUUCUUGGCUGGGUGUCCCUUGACAUCCGCGUUCAGUUUUUUUUUUUUUUUUUUUUUUCUUCCCUGCUUACAAGCCAACGUUUAUUGUUUAAAGCUGUUAUAUCUGUUUGCUGGUGGAUUGGUUGAUUUGUACGUGAUUUGUACAUAUUUCCUUGACCAUGCCAAGCCAGUUCUCUAGGCUGGUAAGCAGACAAAAGGACUGUUGUUGGGACUGAAACUUGAUUGCGCUUGUAUAGAUUUAAAAAAACAAAAAAGAAAAAAAAAGAAAAGAAAAGAAAAAAGAGACUAUUUCAAUCUCACACGGAGACAAUGAUUCAAAAGUGUUACAAGCACUGGAUAUAAAUGGUAUUUUUAUCAAUUCUGACUAAUGUGAAGCCGCGAAGAAAAAAAAAAAGAAAAAAACCUACAUGAACAAGUCACCUGUUUGGACUCAUGUGAGCGCGCCUCACAGUUGCCAGAUUUGAGUCAUUUUUCUCUUGACAUAUUUUGUUUAUUUAUGCAGACACGUGAUGAAUGAACACUUUGUUUAAGCUCCAGUGCUGCCUAGGGGAGAAAGAGCAGUAAACUCAACGGAGAGGCUCGCAUAGUGACUGGCCAACUGAGACACACCGGACUUCAGUAGCACAUUUUAAUGCUCAUGUAUGUUUGUGUUGUAUAUUGUAUUUGAAGCUCUCUAGUGCAUAUAGACAUUUUAUUGUAUUUAUUAGCCAUUUUUGGCUCUAAAAGUGUCAGUAGAAAAGAAUUCAAGGACAAUCAGAGAACAAGAAUAAAAACAGUGAAAUUUCAAAAUGGAUUGGAGCUCAAAACAAAGUUUCUUCUUCUUUUUUUUUUUAAAUUUCCAUCUCAUUACAGAUUUUUUUCCUUUUCAUUGUAAAUAUAACAUAGGAAAAUAGAAUUCUAUUUUUGUUCAUGGAUACUUGCUGAAGUAUAAAUUAUGUAUUUUACUUUUUUUUCUUCUUUUUUGUGUGUGUAUGUUUUUGGUCAUUGUACUAAGGAAAAAAGAAUGAAAUCACAAACUGACAAUUCACUGUACCUCAUGUAGUUGCUGAAUUCACAUCCCUGUUGAUUGAGUAGUAUUGGAGACACAGCUGAGACACCGGGCAUCUCACUUCCAUGUGUUUAAGUGAUGAACCUCGCACUCCAUGCUGAGUUAACCAGCCAUUUGCUAUGUUGUUGGUGCACUCUGUAGCAAAGGACAAAUCUUGAAAUCCAUGUACGUAAUUUUUUGUCUUUUUUAUUUUACAAAUUGUUUUAUAAAUGUUGAGGUACUUGCUGAAGUUCUAUAAUAAUUGGUUUUGUGCCAAAUUUGAAUGAGAGAACAUGUAGUUGAGGGGCAUCAGUUGUGACGUGUCAUACAGUUCAACUUCAUCUGAAAACAUGCGAGUUUCUCGCUGAGCAUUUAAUCCAUUGGGAAUGUGCAAAUAUUUUUUUUUUCAUACAGUAUUUUUCUCUGUGUUGCUUCAUAGUGUUUAAUAGACUAUUUCCCAUCCAGUCAACAGCAAGUCUAAAUGACAUUUCUUUUAUAACUAUCACUGCCAUAUUAAUGCAAAGUAGGUACAAUAACUGAGGACAAAGCUUGGGUGUUUCUACUUAUCUUACUGUAAUGCUUUUUUGCUUUUUUUUUUGGUAUGGACUUUUGUGAUGUAUAUUGUGGGAUAGUCUUUGUUAAUUUAAUCAGCACAAUUCACUGACAUGCUGGACUGACAUGCUAGCUGCUGUUCAGAAGAGUAAAAUGUUGCUGUCAGGGACAACGUAUGCUGUUGUCAAUGCUACUUUGCUUUUAGAUUUCUGUAGUCUCUCAAGCACUGUGUGUGGCUCCUCUGUCGCUAGGUACACACUUGUUACGAAUCCCGCUAGCAGCCUGAUAACACUUUUCUUUAAUUUUGUCUUUGUGUGUGUGAGUGUGUAUGUAGAGACCGGUUUCUCAGCAGGUACAUAGACCCAUGGCAGGUAUUAUUGUUUGGGCGUUAGAGAUAUAGAAUAGUAUCUGUUGCUGCUUUUGGAAAAAAAAAAAGUUUUAAGUCUAAAAAUGUAAAUAGUUUAUCAUAAUAUCUUGUACAGUCCAGUGUAAAGUUUUUAAUUGAACUUAAAAAGGUUGCCAUCACAUUUGUGUUCACAUUCUUCUUUAUACAGUACAAAAGACAGCUGUUUGCUAAGGAUAUUAUUGUUAAAAAAGAAAAAAGAAAAAAAAGAAAAAAGGUACUAAAAAUAUUUUUUGCUUGGCUUUAGUAUGUAAACCAGCAAGUCAUUGGUUUCCAUGUGCAGUAUUGACGUGAGGUAAACUAAUUAAUGCUACAGUUGUAUGUCCAGAGACCAGUCUUCUCUGUAAUGGUAGUAUUAUUAUAUCAAAUAAAAUAAA